AUUUUGUGGAAACGUUAUUUUGUUAUUUGCAUAUUUCAAUAGCGCAGUCAAUAUAUCACUUCCAGACCUUUUCACAGCCCUUGGUAAGCCUCAUUCAUCAGUUAAAUGAGUCAAGUAAGUUUUAAUUGAGCUUUAUGGCUGUACAGCCAGCUCCAGAUCCAGUCCCGGCCCUUACCAGAUUCCUGCAUCAUCACCCCAGUGACGGGAGACACUUCUCAGUCCCAGGGCUGUGACACACAUGAAUCAUGACAAGGGGGAUGUGUAGUUGUAUCUUUCUCAGACGGGUAGUGUUUAACUCUCAGUGUGCCGCACUGCCAGUUGGAAGUGCGCUCGUGCUUGGAUGUAGGGUGUCUUGUGCCCGCCGAGCCCCUGGCCAUUGCUCCUGUCUUUCUGGGCAGGAAGCCCACCCCAGCCAGCUACGCCUCCAUGAAGCUGCAGUGCCACAGCAAGGGCUCCCUCAUCCCGGCCUCCUGCCUGCAGCCCAGCGUAUGGGCCGCCCGCAUCUGCUGCAUGGCCUCCAGCGACAAGCUGAGCCGCUGGACCCUGCUGGGCGUGCAGGGGGCGCUGCUGAGCCACUUCAUCAGCCCCCUGUACAUCGUCAGCGUGGUGCUGGGGGACCUGAACCACAGCAUCGAGAGGGUGGCGGACGUGAUCAACCGGCGCCUGGGCGAGGACUGGGCCCGCCGGCUGCCCCGGCCCUUCGAGAAGCAGAACAUCUACUUCUACAACGGCGCCAACGUCGGGCCGCCAGCGAGCCGCCCCGACUGCAGGCUCCUCAGCCUCAACUGGUGCCGGGGGGACGCCAGCUUGGAGGGGUCACAUCCUCGGUGA
This is a messenger RNA of Lepisosteus oculatus (spotted gar), 831 nucleotides long. The record is from RefSeq and is a predicted model, not a curated record. Lineage: Eukaryota; Metazoa; Chordata; Actinopteri; Semionotiformes; Lepisosteidae.